CAAGACACCCAAGACAGAGGAUUAAAAAAAAAAUGGCUGUCAUAAAAGCACACGAGCCACGAAAUGUUGUGACGGGUGGUAAAUUAACUUGGUUAAAAGUUUGUUAUUUACUUUUUAUAAAUAAUAACGAGUGAUAGAUAUAAAUGAUGUGUUAUGGAGGAAUAUAAUUGUGAAAAAGUCAAAUUGCGUCAUAAGGAAUGGAGAAAGAUUGUUAAAAAAGAACGACGUAAACGGGUGAGACGGAAAACCGCUCAGCUGAGAGAUGCCGAGGAGAAACAGCUGCAGGCGGCGCUCGAGAGGAGUGCGGGAUAUUUGAACUGGCUUCUUGAACAGAAAUUGUUGCAAGAGGAGAAAGAGAGGAGGGAAGUAGAAGAGUUGGCGGAACAAGAGAAACAAUGGCUGGAAAAUGAGGUUAGAGCUCAAAAAGAAUGGCAAGAAUCUCAAGAGCGCAAAGCUCGAGCCCGAGCGGAACAGCUGCGCCAGGAAGAAAUAAUAAGAAAAGAAUUUGAAGAAAAGCAAGAAGCGCUAAAGAAAAAGCGUGAAGAAAUAAAGCGCCUGCAGGACGAAGAAAUUAACAGACAAGUCCAAUUAGAAAAAGAGAUAGAUGAUUACAUAGACAAUGGCGCAAGAACUCCUGAAUAUUUGAGAUUAACUAGCGACACGCACCCAACAAAGGAGCCUUGCGUGUUCUUUACCAAAACUGGAGCUUGCAAAUAUGGCGACGCUUGUUCCAGGAACCACCAAAGAAAAUCUCUUACCAAAGUGAUCCUGAUUCCCGGCUUCUACUCCCACUUUUCGCUGGAAAAGAAUUCUAAUGAGUAUGACACCGACGUGGGACUGGAGUUUGAAUCUUCAGAAACGCGUAAUCACUUCAGGGAAUUUUACAAGGACGUAGUACCUGAACUGGAGAGCUUCGGUAGGAUCAGGACUCUCAAGUGCUGCUUCAACAGCGACAUUCAUCUCAGAGGAAAUUUGUACGUCGAGUAUGAGACUGAGCGAGAAGCUGCCAGGGCCUGGAGGAAGCUCAGAAGUCGCUGGUACGCUGGAAGACAAAUUAAUUGCGAAUUUGCUAAUAUUGUGUCCUGGAGGAACGCCGUCUGUGGAAUGUUCCACUGCCCUAAGGGUCGGGCUUGCAAUUUUAUUCACGCUUUUAGGAACCCUGGAGAUGAGUACGACAUCAAGAGUCCGCCUUGGCGCGGUGUUAGGGCCGACAGAGAAUCCACCAGCAGCCGCAGAGACAGGAUGGAAGAAGAAUCUAGGAGAAGAGAUGACACUCAUCGGAAUUGGAGAUGGUCUGAGUCUCCAGAAGUGGAGAUGGAAGCUAUAAGCUCGAAGAAAGAGAAGGAGAGACUGAAAUCUAGAAGACGAUCUGAAACUCCAUCCUCGAGGUCUGAAAGACAUUCUAAGGCUAGAGAUUCUAGGGGGGAUAAGAAAACUUCUAGAAGACAUUCUUCGGAAUCUAGGUAUGAUUAUUUUAAAAAGAAGAAAAGAAGAAGUGAUAAGGAUAAAGAAAAUGGAGAGUUGAAGGAAAAUAAAUUGAGGAAGAAAUCUAAAGAAGAUAUGGCAAGGAAGUCUAGAAGAGAUCAAGGAAAAAUUCGCACUGGUUGGGAUACUACUGAUUCAGAAGAUAGUUCUUAAUAAAAUGUAAAUAAAUUGUAAGAGAAGAGAAGACAUUCAUCGCAACUGGAGAUGGUCUGAGUCUUCAGAAGUCGAAUUAGAAGCUGUAAGCUUGAAGAAAGAAGAGAGACUGAAAUUUAGAAGACAUUCUUGAGAAUCUAGGUAUAAUUAUUUUUGUAAAAAGAAGAAACGUAGAAGUGAUAAAGAUAAAGAAAAUGGAGAGUUGAAGGAAAAUAAAUUGAGGAAGAAAUUUAAAGAAGAUAUAACAAGAAAAUUCUAGAGAUUAUUUUGAUAAAGUGGAUCAAGGAAAAAUUCGCUCCGGUUAGGAUACUACUGAUUCAGAGUUCUUGAUAAAAUGUAAAUAAAUUGUAAUUAAUUUUAUUUUUAUAAUUAAAAAUUACAAACUCUACAGAAUGCUUGUGAGAUUUCAAAAGAAAAUCUUGUGUUUUUUGAAAAUUAGUAAACUUUUUUAUGAAAAUUAAAUAGGCCUACAUUUC
This is a messenger RNA of Cotesia glomerata, 2114 nucleotides long. Its product is annotated as U2 small nuclear ribonucleoprotein auxiliary factor 35 kDa subunit-related protein 1-like. Gene Ontology annotation, cellular component: U2AF complex; spliceosomal complex. Gene Ontology annotation, biological process: mRNA splicing, via spliceosome. Bases 154 to 1638 code for a protein of 494 amino acids. The transcript is spliced from 3 exons. Gene Ontology annotation, molecular function: metal ion binding; pre-mRNA 3'-splice site binding. Lineage: Eukaryota; Metazoa; Arthropoda; Insecta; Hymenoptera; Braconidae. The record is from RefSeq and is a predicted model, not a curated record.